UCUCUCAUUUCGGUAUCCAUCUCGCAGCUCUCUCCCUCUCCAUCUCUGCUGCUUCAACAUUUUCUCUACCGACAUUGUAACAUCCGACUUCCGGACAAGACCUGUAAUCUCGCUCCCAAAACGAUGUCGUACGAUGAGGACGAGGAGGCGUUCGAGCACACGCUCCUCGUCGUCCGCGAGGUCUCCGUGUUCAAGAUCCCUCCCCGCCCCACCAGCGGCGGCUACAAGUGCGGAGAGUGGCUCCAGUCCGAUAAGAUCUGGACCGGACGCCUCCGAGUCGUCUCCUGUAACUCACGCUGCGAGAUCCGCCUCGAGGACCCCAGCUCCGGCGACCUCUUCGCCGCCUGCUUCGUCAACCCGGGCCAGAGGGAGAUCGCCGUCGAGCCGGCGCUGGAUUCCUCCAGGUACUUCGUGCUGAGGAUCGAGGACGGGCGUGGGAAGCACGCGUUCAUAGGGCUGGGGUUCAAUGAGAGGAACGAGGCGUUCGAUUUCAAUGUGGCGCUGUCGGAUCACGAGAAGUACGUGAAGAGGGAGGUAGAGAAGGAGGCGGGAGGCGACGGCGCCGGGGAAGGUGGAGAGGAUGGGCAGAUCGAUAUUCAUCCGGCCGUGCACCAUAGACUUAAGAAAGUUCAGGUUGAGAUCUUUGUAAAACCUGCUAAAUCUGAGGAAGGCGAAACAAUUCGAAUAAAUGUAAAGAAUAAGCCAUCUAGUGGGGCAGGCAUGCUAUCUGCUGCUGGAAAAUCCAAAACUAUAGGCCUUGCUUCGCCACCAAGCGCGGCCAUGAAAAUAAGGUCCCCUCUUCCUCCUCCGCCCAAUGAUCCUGCUGCUGCUAGAAUGACUUCAACCAAUCAUGGUGGUGGUUUGAACAGAGCCAAAGAUAACUCGAGCAACUCCAGUGAUUUUCUUUCAGAUCUUUCUCAACUCAAGAAAGAUCUUCCUUCUACUGGUGGAACAGAACCAACUAAGAGCUCUGCAGCUGGUUGGGCAGCAUUUUGAGGAUGGAUUUACGACCUGCCCUUUUUUGUUCCUACUGAUGUUGUAUUUACAAAUGAGAACAUCAAAAAUAGAAAUGCCAAAAGUUGGAAAUUCUAACAUUUGCGUGUAUCUUCCAUCGGACAAAUGCAUACAUGAAAUCAUAAACAUUUCUUUGGUCCCCAUAAUAUAAAGUAUCAUUGUCUGCUAUCCCUGGUCUUUUUGUAUGCUAAGAUACCCUUCUUGCUUUUAUUUAUGUACUAGU
This is a messenger RNA of Striga asiatica, 1237 nucleotides long. NCBI's taxonomy places the organism in Eukaryota, Viridiplantae, Streptophyta, Magnoliopsida, Lamiales, Orobanchaceae. The record is from the annotation of a GenBank genome assembly.